ACAGCAAGACUAAAAGGAGGCACUAUCGUUGGAGCAAUCAUUCAAUAGCGACGCUUACGAUGUCGAUAUCAAAGCCUGUUUUAGUAGACAACGAAUACGAGUCAAACGCCGCCAAGUUGUGGCGCAAAACGAAGGCGCAGCCGUUCGUGCCUCUUGGUUUGGCCGGCACUGCAGCUGCUGUUGCUUGGGGAGCGUACGCCUAUCGCAGCAGACCCGCUGGACUGUCGACGUCACGCUACGUCAUGCAUCUCCGAGUGACUGCUCAGAGUGUUAUCGUAGGAGCUAUGAUUGUUGGCGCGUUUUUCGGUUCACGAAAGUCGUCGAGAAACUUAGACUGAGUAGUUACAGUUGUGUAUUUAUUUACUGAUUUGUUGUUUGAUACAUUUUUGAUAUUUGUAUUAGCAUAUUUGGAAUGUAUGUACACUCAACUAGUAUUACAUGUAGCUAUUCGCGUGAAACAGCUGUAUGAAGAUUUUACAGAUUCCAAA
Messenger RNA from Corticium candelabrum, 488 nucleotides. RefSeq names its product HIG1 domain family member 1A, mitochondrial-like. Gene Ontology annotation, cellular component: mitochondrion. The record is from RefSeq and is a predicted model, not a curated record. Gene Ontology annotation, biological process: mitochondrial respirasome assembly. The transcript is spliced from 2 exons. NCBI's taxonomy places the organism in Eukaryota, Metazoa, Porifera, Homoscleromorpha, Homosclerophorida, Plakinidae. The coding region runs from base 60 to 338 and encodes 92 amino acids.